AUGGAGUCAGUUUCAACUUUAUCACUAAAUUCGAGUGCCAGCAGCAGCACUACGAUAGAUGGCGCCUGCCCUCCAACAAUAUACGAGAAUGUCUGCAUGAUAUAUAGCCGUGACAACAAUAAGAUCUUGAGUUAUAGAAAUUUCAACAAAUUCUCAGUUGACUUAACGGAUGCAAUUUUCAGUGCCAAGUAUUUUCAAUACAAAGACGGAUUUUCCCAAGCUGUGAUCGACGACAGGUUUUUUGUGUGGGAAAAACAAACUGGUGAAACAUUGCAAGGUGUAGUCACUUUGCAAAUCUCGAUUACCGAUUUUGUGCUUUGGUUUAUUAAUCUAUUAAUCACUCUGUCGCAAGUGUCGUUUUCAAACACAAAGGAUUUGUCUCAUCUUUCCGAUACAGUGACAAAUACCUUUGCCGAAAAAUUGAAGCACACCGUUGAGCGCGAUAUGUGGGAUGCAAUUGGUAGGGAGAAAUUCAAAAAAAAUGUUGAGUUUUUCACAUCUCGUGGCCAACCAUUGGAAGCUGUUUUACCAGCAUUCCCAUGUAAAUCAUCCAAUUAUGAAAAAGUGUCUGGUGAUUUGCCAGAUAAGGGGGAGGAGCUUGCUUUGCGCAGAUUAAUAUUCUUUGCCGAUGAAGUUCAAAAAAUAUAUCCUCCCGGUAUAAUAAUUUGGAUUGUGAGUGACGGUCACGUGUUUAGCGAUUGUAUUGCUGUGGACGACACCAAAGUGAACCGAUAUUCAGCAGCAUUGAAGCAGAUGUACAAAAGGGUUAAGCCAGUGGAUUCGUGUCCUAUCAAAUUUUGCUCCUUACCCGAGAUUUUUAAAUUCUCAAAAGAGCUUCCAGCCAUGGUGGAAAAUGUCAACUUGGGCCACUUUCUCGGCACUAAAAUUGAUCCUGAAUCAGAAGUCUGCCGUAAGAUAUUGAUGUCGUCCUGCGAUACCGACAACGGUAAGUUGAGGGGGGAUAUCAAGACACCGGGUCAUGCUAGACUAUAUUUGUUUCGUGGGUUCUCCAAAUUCAUGACUGAAGAUUUGCAAUUUCAUCCUCGAGUAGGCAAGAUGACUAGGAAAAAGUUUAAGAAAAUUGUCAGCCAAGUAGCACAUGAGAUGAUCAAGCGUAAUGACGCGUACUCAAACUUGGUGGAGUUGAUGUUUCCAUUCCAUUUGAGGUUUUCCAUACACGCCCAUAAUAAUGCUGGUCCAAAAUAUGGAGUCUCUUUAUUGAGCAAGAAUGGAACAGAAGAAUGUCUUCCGAUUGAAAGCAUUCAAGACCAUAAGGAGCCUAGAUGUACUGAUCUCUUGCACAUUCCAACUCCGUGGCAUAAUGCCAUUGUCAGGAUCAAUGAUGAUGAAACAUAUUAUGUCAUCAAAGCAGCGAAGGUUGUUCAAGACUUGGGUGAUGGCACUGGAAGUGGUGGCUGGGAUCCAAAGAGUUUACACUAUGUCUUUUCAACAAAUUAG
Messenger RNA from Lodderomyces margitis, 1458 nucleotides. It is a transcript of the gene DIT1, whose product is annotated as Dit1p. Bases 1 to 1458 code for a protein of 485 amino acids. The transcript has a single exon. The record is from RefSeq and is a predicted model, not a curated record. NCBI's taxonomy places the organism in Eukaryota, Fungi, Ascomycota, Pichiomycetes, Serinales, Debaryomycetaceae.